This is a messenger RNA of Melanaphis sacchari, 333 nucleotides long. RefSeq lists its product as uncharacterized. The transcript has a single exon. The coding region runs from base 1 to 333 and encodes 110 amino acids. NCBI's taxonomy places the organism in Eukaryota, Metazoa, Arthropoda, Insecta, Hemiptera, Aphididae. The record is from RefSeq and is a predicted model, not a curated record.
AUGGUGGACUUCCACCUCACUCAGGCCCUAACGGGUCACGGGUGCUUCCCAGAUUAUCUGCUGAGGUUUGGCAAAGCAGACUCCGAAGUAUGUUGGUUCUGUGGACAUGCAAGAGAUGAUGCAACACACACCUUAUUUGAAUGCGACGCUUGGGCAGAAAGAAGGAGGACAUGCUGUAUAAUGAUUGGUGAAGAAAUCACAGCAGAUAAUCUUGUCCAAAUUAUGUUGGACAGCGAGGAACGGUGGAACGUGAUCCACAGAUUUGUAAAGGAGGUGCUGAAAGCGAAGGAGGAGGAAGAAAGGAGAGAAAAUGAAGCGUAUAUGCAUAGUUAA